ACAAAAUCUAGAAAAACUGUUUAAACGAAAACCAUUACGUGGAUCAUAGAGACUGUCCAGCAAUAAGAGUUUUAUAGCUAGAAAGGGAUAAUUUUGUUUUAUUUCAAUUUUCAUGUUAACAUGGACGCGUUAAAAAACAUUGCACGCGGCAUGAUGUACUUUGAACGGCUGCAUGUGACGUUUGCGGCGCUGCUGCUGGUCACCAUGGUACCGGUCGCUGGAGGCAAUGUGUUCAUCGACGCCUACAACCAGGCUACAAAUACUCUCGUCAAUGAUGACACAAGUGUCGACACAUUGUACGACAACCGGGCGGACUUCUUUAUGCAGGCGGUCCACGAAAACGGACCGGCAUCGUCGACAAUCGCAAACAACGCCAACCUCGUAAACCUGCUCGCCAUCCUCCUUAACGUACCAACGGUCGGGGAUCUGAUGGAGUAUGACAAUUUCCAAACCCAACUGGAGACCGUCGAAGCUAGGAUUAACGGCAUCUGUCCCCUCAAGGACAUUACAGCUUUCGAGGAGUGUACCGAGUCGGACAGUGAGAGCCUCUGGCGACCCAUAACCGGCAUCUGUAACAACCUCCAACACCCGCGCUGGGGGACGCCAAAAAUAGCCCAACUUAGACUGGCACCCGCAUUCUGGGAAAACAUUGGGUUGGUGGUGUUCGACCCCUUGCCCGUUCACCUGACCCCUGUGGACUCCCGGGGUGUCCAGCUGGUACCCAACCUUCCACUCAUCUUUAACCUAAAGGGAACCAGCACAUUCACAAUCGCAGUGACGAACCCGGCCACGACAGAACCAGUCUGUGAGAGAAUAGAUGUGCGGAGAGAAAGGGAGGGCGAUGUCGACGGCAUUAUCAUUAGUGCCAUCCCCAGCAACAAUGGGUGCGUUGCGGAGUUUGAUGGGAAUCACUACAUCGCCAGUGGGCAAAAUUGUAGAAGGGUCGAAAUAUGUUACCAGCGAUUAUAUGUUGUGAUUGUGUUAGAUCCACAAGCUGGUGGAGAAAGUUCAUUGACGGUUGGUGACAACGUUGUGGACAGAUAUGAAAGUCCUGAGCAAAUGUUUGAUGCCACAGAUCUUCACACGUUCUGGAUUCGCAUUAAUAACGAUCGACUUCAGGUUGGUGCGGGUAGCGAGUGUGACGAGCGAACGGUGAUACUUGACGGCAGGACAGACCCCAGUCUUUCACUAGAGGUUCUAAAUACCAGGCAUGCAAUUUCACUUUCCGCCAGUCAGGCCGACUCUCUCACCGCUCAGUUUCCAGUCUAUGACCGAAUCAUCCUUGAGACGGAACCAGGGCGGCCCCAGUCGCUCGCCAGCCUCCCCUUCCUGUUUGAGAGUCUCGUUGUCAGGUUUGGCCUACGAACCCCAGGAGCCGCCAAUAAUCUUGAAAACAAGCAUGCGAUCGAUUUUGAAAACACGGAUACAGACGAGAAAUUGACGUUGACGUUCCGUGCGGUCCGUGACGGUAAUAAAAUCAAUGUUGGGGAGGUGGUAAUCAACUUCCGGCGCGGACAGGAAGCUCCAAAGGAGAUGACGGUGGAGCAGACGGUAGAAGUGACGCACGUGGACUUUGUUGACGGCAAUGGACAAACAAAUACAGACUUCUCGGCUUUCUGGGUAUCCGCCAUCAGUAAUCGUGUGUACGCCGGAGUCGGAAAUGAGGUUGGAAAGGAGGCGAUGAUUGAGCUAUUCUCGAUACCGGAAUGGACGGAUUUCUUCCAGCCGAAUGACGUCAUUGUCCGUUCCAUGGACGGUGGCGUGUCGAAUCCCAAGCAAGCACAGUGGAUGUUUGAUCUGAAACAGUGGGCAACGCCGCGUAAGACGUCAUUUACAGGACGGCCCCUACCGACAGCGCGUGACGUCAGCCUUGCGGUCCACACGAACAUUGGGGCUUACAUCGAGUGGAGUGCCGAGCUUACUAUGGCUGUCAUGCAGAUGGGGCAGUUCGUAGACCAUGACCUUAUUGCCACGCCCGGUGAGACAGGAGAGUCCGGUCAUAUCAGUUGCAGCUGCGUGAAUGGUUCCUACAUUGACACGAAAGAAACAGAGAGCCGAUUCUGUUUCAAUAUCGACAUCACGGAAAAGACGGACCCGCGUGGAAAACAGGGCGAGUUCUCCUCGGAUGAUUUCGAUUGUUUUCCGUUCAUCCGUUCGGCCGCAACCCUCGAAUGCAAUGCAGAUAACACGCUUGCCGACCUCCGUAACCGCGAACAGCUGAACCUGCUGACGGCGUACGUGGAUGGCUCCAACAUCUAUGGCUCCGAGCAGACUGAGGCAGACGAACUUCGCGUUCAUGACGGGCACUUGCGAGGUUUUUUAGCGACGAGUGAUGGCCCGAUCCACGCGGAGUUGCCGGUCGCGACCACGGCCGGGGAGGGGGAGGAAGCCUGUAACAAUGAUGGAGAUGAUAGCUUCCCUUGCCACCUAGCGGGUGACUUUCGCGUGGACGAGCAGCCCGGCCUAGCGAGCAUGCACACCCUUUGGGUCCGCGAACACAACCGCGUCGCCGCGGGGCUCGUGCAAAAUAAUGGAUACCAGGAUGACACGGUGGCGUCCAGUAACGAGCUCUACCAUGCCACACGGCGCAUCGUCAUUGCCGAAUACCAGAAUAUCGUAUACGACGGAUAUCUUCGCUCAUUCAUGGACGCGAAAAUCUUCGAUGAUUUUAAACUGAAUUCCUGCACGGAUGGGUCUUGUUCCUACGACGACUCCCUUAACCCGUCCAUCACCAAUGAGUGGGGCAUAGCUAACAGGAUGGGUCAUACGUGGAUCAACAACCACAUGGUUGGGGAAGAGGCGGCGACUACCCCUGGCUGGGAGCUGAAGGACAACUUCUUCAAGCCUACACACCUCCAUACAGAAGGCUCAGACGUCUUCAUUAAGAACCUAUAUACGGCCAGGUGUCCCGAGUCCGACAAGUUCAUAGAAACUGAUGUCACCGAAAACCUGUUCCGGAGCGAUGCGAGGAACGCCUUCGACCUGGCGUCCCUAAACAUCCAGCGCGGGCGUGACCAUGGCGUCUCAUACUGCGCCACACGGAAGGCGCUCGGACUCAAAGUGCCGGCGACAUUCCAGGAAGCGGAGACCAUGCAACUCUUCUCAACAGAGACGAUCGCUCUCCUGGAAAAUAUUUACGACUGCAUUUGCGACAUCGACCUGUUUACGGCAAUAGUUGCGGAACGCCCGUUGCGCACCAGGACCAACCUCCCCGAUCGUUCUGAAUCCCCGAUCGCUGAAACGCUCAACUAUAUCCAGGCGGACAUGUACAAGAAACAAAAACUCGGAGACCGGUUCUGGUUUGAGUUUGAACGAGCUGGCUUCAAUAACGAUCAAAAGAGGGCGAUAGGGAAGGUAACCCUGUCAACCAUAAUCUGUGAUAAUGUGCUUACAAAUGGCGACGAUAUUCAGCCUGACGCCUUCAUUGUUGCGGGGACAGGAAAUGAGAAAGUAAAAUGCAACGCGAUACCAAAACUCGACCUUGGCCUUUUCCGGAAGGAACCAGUUACAGAACCACCUGUAGAACCCACAACACGACGUCCGCCAGCACCCCCGGCAGGACCCCCGGCAGGAGCCCCUCCACGACCCCCUCCACCACCCCGAACUCUGAAUAGCGCAUUACCCGACAACACCGCGGACGAAGCGACGGACGAGCGGGAACUGGAGGGUGAGAUAGAUCACCUGUUGGAUCUGCUAGCUCGCAUGGAGAAGAAAGAAGGACAUGGCGAAAAAUAGACAAAUCUGUUUCAUUAUUUUUAUUAUGUAUGCAAAAAAUCUUAUACUAUUGAACAAAAUAAUAAAGUUAUUAAUUUUUAAUUAACAUGUAUGAAUCCACAAUUGUUAUUGCCUGUGUUUAAGGUUUAUAUUGUGAUACGAGAUGACUUGUACAAGUUAAACCAAUGUUAUACAGUCGAACCCCGUUGGCUCGAAGUCCCAGAGACCGGCGAAAAUACCUCGAGCCUCUGCAAAUUCGAGCCAAGCGGGAAUGCUUACAUUCAAUAUUAAGAAAUCGGCCCUUUACAUACAGUUCGAGCCAACUAGGAAUUCGAGCCAAGCGAAUUCGAGCCAACGGGUUUCGACUGUAUGUAAUUGCUGGUUCAGUAUCCUAAUCCGGACAGUUUUGAAGGUUGUUUUUUUUAAGUUUUUUUUUACAAUAAUCUUUAAGAAUUGUAUUCGAAUUGAUUUCCAAAUAAGUUAAAAAUAAAAAGUGAUUUUUGAAUGACUGAUAAAUAUCCUAAAUUUAGGUCAAUAUCACUGAAAGACCUCAACGAUGCGCAUGCGCAAUGUGACAUUUAGCUGGUUAGAACAAUAAUAUGGGGUGUGUUAGGAACAAUACAAAAGUUCGAAAAUGUGAUAGCAAAUUUCUUGAUAUUUUAUCGAUAUCAGUAACAGUGUGUGUAUUCCACGUGAUAAAUUAAAGGGCAGUCUAUGCCGCUGAAAGAGCCCCGCCUUAGUUUGAUACAGUGAUUUGUUUCAUCAAAGAAAUCUGUUUCCAAAAUAAUGUUUUGCCAGUGCCGUUUUGUGAAAAGUUUUGUCGAAGUGUUUUAAGAAACUAAACUCUCAAUUAAACUCUGGUAAAGGCCGAAGGCGGGGCUCCGUAAGAGGCGUAGUCUGCGCAAUGUUUCAUAUAAAAUGGUGAAAAAAUAGUGAAUUUAUCUUUGUUUAAAGUCUUCAUUCGAAGCAUAAUAUUGCCCUCCGACGUAGCAAUUAUGACGCAAUUUAUCACGUUGUAUACACACACUGGGUAAACAAACACGUGUUUUAAAACGUGUCCGGAAUUUGGGUUCUGUUCGGAUUUGGGAACUCAACCAGUGUUGUUCAUAUUUUAUCUGUUGAAGGAGAAACGCAAAAGUUUAUUGUUAACAAGCGUUUAUUUUAUCCGUGUUUGGUAAAACAAUAAAUAUGUUACUUAUA
Mya arenaria is the source of this 4914-nucleotide messenger RNA. RefSeq lists its product as uncharacterized. NCBI's taxonomy places the organism in Eukaryota, Metazoa, Mollusca, Bivalvia, Myida, Myidae. Gene Ontology annotation, biological process: response to oxidative stress. The transcript is spliced from 27 exons. Gene Ontology annotation, molecular function: heme binding; peroxidase activity. The record is from RefSeq and is a predicted model, not a curated record. Bases 121 to 3735 code for a protein of 1204 amino acids.